Messenger RNA from Coccidioides posadasii C735 delta SOWgp, 3803 nucleotides. RefSeq lists its product as uncharacterized. Gene Ontology annotation, molecular function: ATP binding; microtubule motor activity; microtubule binding. Lineage: Eukaryota; Fungi; Ascomycota; Eurotiomycetes; Onygenales; Onygenaceae. The record is from RefSeq and is a predicted model, not a curated record. Gene Ontology annotation, biological process: microtubule-based movement.
UUGAAAACUGAUGGGCAUGAAUUCGGGAUUCCAUGCUAUGAAGUCCUCUUUCCCAUAGAAAUAUCUCUGUCUGUCUUCAAUCUUUGCUAUUAUUUUGAUUAUGAUACAGAACACCCGAUGUUCAUGAGAUUUGAAUCUGUUCUGUCCCCCCACGAGAAUACGGAGUAGUCGUUGAUGAAUUGCAGCCCACAUCAUAAGUACAGAGCGCAGAGGAGAUUGAUUUGUCCUCUGCAUAACUAAAACCACCACUCCUUCAGUUUCAGCGGUUAUUGCAUAUUAUAUGCAGAAAUACACACCUAUAACCAUCCCCCGCUAACCUGUACUUGUCCCAAUGAACCGGCACCUUUGCAUUCAUAACUUAUCACUCGACAGAUGCUUGGAAAAUGACUUCAACGACACCACAACCGUCGCGCCCAACCACGAACCCUCCGUCCACAGUGCUUCCACCUCUACCCACAGGCAAACUAAAAAGGAGCACGCCAGGACCCGCCGAUGCGAGAAUUCCUGCCACCCAUGCAUCCUCUACUAAAUUGCGCACUCCUUCGGCCGUGAAGACAGCUGCAAAAUCUACUAUCCCGUCGCCUACCUUCAAUAGUAAUAAUGCUACAGGAAGAUCGCCGUCUAUGGGUCAUAUAUCAAACAGUCCCGAGAGAGCGGUACGACGAGCUGCUAGUGUCGCUGCAUUCCCACAUCCUUCCAAAAUGGCUAGUCGUGCAUCGCUCAUUUCCAGUUCUUCGUCUCUUUACAAUUUGCCGACCGCCAAUUCUCGUCCUUUAGAUUCUAGUACCCCAUCGGGUGGCUUAAAAUCCAAAAAGCCCCAUAGAAUCCAUACAGGAAUUACGAACAACCCCAAUAGUUCUGGAGUUACGGCUUUUCAGGAUAGCAGCGGAGAAGACAGUUCGACUCAAACAGGCCGAAGUACAGAAAUCCGCUCUUCUACGCUCCAAUCGCCGACACCGAGCCGGAGCUCUUCAGCACAGGGAUCAACCUAUUCUACUAGUGCCACUACUUUUGACGAUUGCGAUGACAACGGUCGAAGGAGAAGGGAAGAGCCUACCGCACAACCUGGCACAAGCAAACGCGGAUCAAAAAUGAAGGAAGGAAAAGGCAAUGUGAUCGUUAGUGUCAGAGUUCGUCCUGAUUCCACAAACAAUGAUAGCAGCAAAACGGAAGUCGAGUGGCUAGUGGACGGGAGGAGAUCUUUGGUGUCCUAUCGUGGGAAAGAAGGGGGGGACUAUUUCUAUGAUAAUGUUUUUGCGACCCAUGAUACCAACGCUAAGGUUUACGAUGCAUGCGCAAAGCGACUUGUUCGUCGCGUUAUGGAGGGUUACCAUGGAACCGUCUUUGCGUACGGAAUGACGGGUACUGGUAAAACAUUUUCAAUGCAAGGUACAGCCACAUCACCCGGAGUCAUACCCUUAGCAAUCACCGAUAUUUUCUCCUACAUUCGUGAGACCCCUCAUCGCGAAUUCCUCUUGCGAGUGAGCUAUUUGGAAAUUUAUAACGAGAAAAUUCAUGAUCUUCUCUCUACCCCAGCGUCCGCCGGCAUAGGACCGGGCCCAGGGCAACAAGAAGAAAUCAAGCUGCGAGAAGAUAGCAAGCGAGGUGUAUAUGCGACACCCUUGAAAGAAGAAAUAGUUCAGAGUCCGACGCAGCUACUCAGGGUGAUUGCCAGGGGAGACCAUGCCAGGAGGACCGGAAGUACCCAGUUUAACGCCCGUAGUUCACGAAGUCAUGCCGUGGUUCAAAUUGUGGUUGAAAGUCGAGAACGAGGCGCAGCCUCUACCCCGGGCCAUGAAAGGCGCACGGGUCUAGUGCCGGGAGGUGUACGGGUCUCAACGCUCAGCUUGAUCGAUUUGGCCGGCUCCGAGCGUGCAGCUGAAAACAAGGAGAGAAGAACUGAAGGCGCUCACAUUAAUAAAAGUUUACUCACUCUCGGUACGGUUAUUGCGAGGUUGUCUGGUGACAAGGAUAAAGCGACAAGCCACUCGGAUCGCGAUGGAAAGCAUCUCCCAUACCGAGACAGCAAGCUUACGCGAUUGUUGCAACCCGCUCUGUCGGGAAAUUCAUUGGUCAGUAUUCUCUGUACGAUCCAAAUAGGAUCAACAGGAGGUAAUACAGCUGCCAAUACACACACGAAUGAAACAUUAAACACAUUAAAAUUUGCUGCCAGGGCAAAAAACAAUAUUGUGAGCCAUGCAAAGCGUGCGGAAGAGGCUCAUGCCGGUGUAUCGGGAGAUGCAGGUAGUCGUGUUCUCCUAGAACGAUAUCGGAUGGAAAUUCAGGCACUUCGGGCACAGCUCGAGAAACAGGGCAAGUCACACGCUGAACAAGAAUCAAGGCUGGAAGAAGAACGAUUCGAGAAAGAAGCGGAAACACGUCACGAGGAGCAGAUGCUAGAAAUGCAACUUGCCAGGACGGCGUUGAAGGAACGCAUCGAACAUCUCAAUCGCUUGAUUCUGUGCUCAAAGUCUACAGGUGUGAAUGCCAGUGGAAACUUUUCCUUAACGGGGCUUCAACUACGUGGCUUUGAUUUAAAAUCUCUACGUUCAUCGGGGUCGCAUUCGGCUUUGGGUGGUUUGCAGCUACAUCGAUCACGGUCAACAACGUCCGUCAAGAGUGGCAGCGGAGCGCCACACGAUCAAGGUCCGUCGUUCGGAAGUGGUGAUUAUGAAGAGGACACUAUUGGAGAGUUUGCAGACGGUACCGCCAGCCUGCAGGCACAAAUCAAUGCACUGCAAGCAGACCUAGCAGAUAAAAACCGCUACAUAUCCACCUUAGAACGAAGGCUACUACAAGCACGGCGUUCAAGUCAUUCUCGAAUGUCCGUAGGCCUGUCUCAGCUCAAAGCCGGGGGAUCAUCGCCUUGUGAUCCUGAGAUUGCAGCGUUACUCCGUGAGAAAGACAUGGAGAUCGCAGAUUUACGUCUUCAAUUGGACGAUAAGGAUAGAAUGGUGGCCGCGCUUCGCUCUGCCGCACGCCAGCGUGAAAUAGCGCAAUUAGCAGCGGAGUCCCUACCUCCUGAUCCUCCUAAACCGCCAUCCAUCCCCCUGCGUGGACAUCGGCCGAACCACUUAAGCUUCGAGAGCACCAGCAGCCCAAUUAUGGGCCCUGCUCCCGCACCUGCAGGUAGCCCUGUAAACCUUCUGUCUCCAACGAAAAUAGUGGAAAAGGAUAGAGACAAGAAAAGACGAAGUGUGGACGAAAUGUCCCGAAUGCUUGACGAGAUGAUUCAAGACCGAGUGGAGAGUGGGCAUUUGGUCAAGGGCAUGAGAGGAAGCGUCCGCUUGGCCAGCGGACUACGAAAGGAGACAUCGUUAGAAGCAACAAGCCCGUCCCCCACCAAUGCCCCUCCCAUGUUUGAAAGAAUAGCAGCUCCACUUCAGGAAGUUGCAGAUGCCGCUUUGUCAUGAAUAACGACCACUUGAACCGCCUGAUGAUGAAUACUUCUUUUGUUUUAUCGUGAUGACUUAUCAACCCUUUAUUUUUAUUUUUUGCAGUUCUUGACAGUUAUGUUUGUUCCUUCUUGUUUGUGAAUUUGUGAUACCCAUUCAAUUAAUCUGCUUGAUGUAUAUAGUUUGACUCGAGACUUUGGAUUAUUUACCAGAUGGUUAUCACCUGUUCUACCCUAGAUACGCAACAUUACCCAGACCACCUUUGUUUCAAAACUCCUCUUUUUUUGAUGAUUCUUGCUUCUGGCCGUUAUCAGGGAUAUCUCUGCUUGUCUUGAUACAAUCCUCCAGCCUCAAGACUGGUUAACUACCCUACAUUUCAAGCUUUUGAGCAGUUAUAAUACACUCCUG